AUGAGUACCCAAGCACGUGGGAAGUCACAAAAACCGUCUACAUCGUCAAAAAUCGCUCAAUUUUCGAGUUCUGACUCAGAACUCGACGAGUCCGAUGAGGUUGCGAUGAUUUGGCAAUUCGUGGCGAGCAGAAUUCGAUCGCCGACCGGCAAAUUGUGUCUUUUUCGGGAUACUAAUAAUACUUGGCUCGAUUUUAAAAAAUUAUACAAAGCACCCAAAAAUUUCAAGUAUUAUCAGCAAAAAUUCGAUCAAUCGAUAGUCCCAUUACUCGAAACUGCACCAUUCGGCGACCAUCAGAAGUUGGAUUUGUUCUAUGCGUUGGGUACACCGAUUACUCGAUCAUUCUUGAAUAAAGUAAAAAUCCCCUACAAAGUGGAAUGCGACGCGAAUUGGUACGUGGUGAAAUACACGAAUAUGGGAGAUUUGGAACCAGAGCAGUGGUACACGAAAGCAUCCAGUCAAAUGACAUAUCACAACGAUUCCUAUCGAAAAUCUGCACAAAAAUCGAUAAAUUCGAUAAAUUCCGUCGAAAAACGCGUCGAAAAACCCCCAGAUUUGACACAACUCGAGCUUCAAAUGUGGCAUUAUCUGGAUGUAAUCAUUCGAAAAUCGUCGAGAAACGGACUGGAAGCCGAGAAGUAUACGGUCACUCCGGAGACGUGGAUCGAAUUCAUUUCGAAUCUGGAAUUGAAGAGAAAUAGCGCACAAGAGAUUCACAAUCGAUAUCGAUUGAAAUUGGCGCCAAAUUUGCAUUUGACGUCGUUCGAUUUGAAGAAGAAAAUGGAAUUGUAUUGGGCGUUGAGUAUUGUUGUGGAUAAGACGUUUUUAGCAAAACUGCACACAAUGUACGACUUGACAAUGGAUCGGAAGGGCUUCAUUUUAGUGUAUUCGAUAAAAAGGACACCAGAAGAAUCAGAUGAUUCAUUAGAAGGCGUCAUUGUCGAGGAUGUGAAAGCGGAGGAGCUGAGUCAGGAUUCGAUGGAUAUGGAGCAGUUGUAUAUGGACUAUGGGAAUGAGGGGACCAUGGGGACUAUGGGUACGAAAAGAGCUCGGAGCACUAUGGACGAUCCGCCGGUCGAAAGUACCAUGAGUACCAUAAAUGUCUCAAAAAGAGCUCGAAGCACCAAGAAACCCAUUAGAUAUAGGGAUGAUUCUAUGGACGACUCUAUGGAUGAGCUAUCGCACAGAGGUACCAUUAGUACCAUGGGUACCUUGAAUGCCUCAAAAAGAGGCAAGAAAUCCGUGAACUUUAUGGAGGAUUCUAUGGAUGACUUAAUGGGGACUACUCCCACUAUGGGUACCAAAAGAGCCAGGAGCACCAAGAAACCGAUAAGGUACUUGGAUGACUCUAUGGACGAGUCACUGGAUGAUCCAUACGAGUCACCAGCAAGACGUGCAAUGAGUACCAUGAGAACUCCGCCAGCUAUAAGUAACACGGCCUCCAAAAAUGACUCUAAAAGAGCCCAGAGCACCAAGAAAUCCUUGAGUUUCCUGGAUGAUUCUAUAGAUGAUUCAAUGGACAAUCCGAUAGUGCGAAGUACCAUGAGUAACGACUCAAAAAGAGCCCGGAGCACCAAAAAAACCAUAAGUUAUUUGGAUGAUUCUAUGGAUGAUCCAUCUAUGGAUACCAUGGCCUCCAGAUAUGACUCGAAAAGAGCCCAGAGCACCGUGAGCUUCAUGGAUGAUACUAUGGAUGAGCGAAGAGCGCGGAGCACCAAAAAACCCAUAAAUUACGUGGACGAUUCUAUGGAUGACGUCUAUGAAGGCGUUAAGUGUGAAGUGGAUGAGCUCCCGAAACCUCGUAACCCUUCGAAAAAGGUAAUAGGACGAUUCUCUGAAGAGGAAAUUAAGGAAAUGUGGAAUUUUGUGAAAGAUAAGACCCGCGAUCCGGUCACUAUGGAGAUUCAGAAGUAUCACGUCGAUCGAUGGACGUGGGAAGAGUUCCGACGUAUUGGAGGGAAGCAAAGACGGUUGGGAGAUUCGUAUGAGAAAUUCUUCGACACGAAUUUGGCUCCGAAUCUCCAUCUCAAUCACUUCGACAUGCACUCAAAAAUAGAAACAUAUUGGUCGCUGGAACUACCCGUCGAACAGAAUUUUAUAGAAAAAAUCGACACGCACUACAACACGAUCAUCACGGAAGACGGAAUUCUUCAAUCAUAUAGUGAGAAAACGGAUGAUGAGAAAAGAAAUUGGUGGCCGUCGCCUGUGAUCAUCUGGAAAUAUAUACUCGAUAAAAGUAAAAAUGGGCGGGGCGAAUUGGUACCCGGGCUGGUUGAUGUGGCGAGUUUCGAGUUUCGAAAGGAUUUUAAUGAGAAAUUCAGUGUGGACAAGGAUUGGGAGGAGAUACGAAAUCAGUGA
This is a messenger RNA of Caenorhabditis remanei, 2358 nucleotides long. RefSeq lists its product as uncharacterized. The transcript is spliced from 6 exons. NCBI's taxonomy places the organism in Eukaryota, Metazoa, Nematoda, Chromadorea, Rhabditida, Rhabditidae. The record is from RefSeq and is a predicted model, not a curated record. The coding region runs from base 1 to 2358 and encodes 785 amino acids.